AUGGUUCGUCCUCGAGUAUUUUUUGAUAUUUCCAUCGGCGACUCCCCCAUCGGAAGGGUUAUCUUCGAGCUCUUCAACGAUACCGCGCCGAAAACAUGCGAGAACUUUCGCGCGCUAUGCACGGGCGAGAAAGGUCUUUCUCCGCUCUCAGACCGCCCUCUCUAUUACAAGAACAGCAUCAUACACCGUUCCAUCAAGGACUUCAUGAUACAGGGUGGAGACAUCACAAAACGUAAUGGCAUGGGUGGAGAGUCCAUAUACGGUGGCUCCUUCCCGGACGAGGACCUGACUCGUCCGUUGGACGCCCCAGGGUUGCUAUGUAUGGCGAACAAGGGUCCGAACACGAACGGCUCCCAGUUCUUCAUCACCCUCCGAGAAUGCCCACAUUUGAAUGGUAAACACGUCGUAUUCGGAAGGGCGAUCCGUGGAUAUGACGACGUUGUCGCAAAGAUUGCCGAUGUGCCAGUGGAAGAGAAGGAUCGGCCCACAGUACCCGUGACGAUAUCUAACUGCGGCGAGCUCAUGCUGCGCGUCAAGGUGCAGUCACAAGAGCCCGAACCAGCCAAAGCAUCUGCCGCGUCGGGCUCGGAAAGCGAAGGUGAGAGCGCCAGCCAAGAAAGGCGCAAGCACAAGAAGCGGAGACAUCAUCGCUCCGAAAGUCAGGACUCCGAUGACCGCGCUCGCAGACAUCAUCGCAAGGGCAAAAGUCAGCACAAAAAACCCCGCUCGAAGUCUCCUUUGUCCGAUCGGAGAUCAGCUGAAGGUGAGAAGGGGCCGCCACCACCGGAGGAAGAGACGGAAGAACAGUAUGAUGCCCGGCUAGAGCGUGAAGAGAAGGAGCGAUUGGAGGAAGAAAGAAUACGGGAGCUAGAAAGGCUCAAGAAAAAGCUUGAGGAGACGCAGACCAAGAACGGUGUGCGCUUCAAAGGACGCGGUAGAAUGAAGUUCAUCGAUCCAGAGCUGCAUCGCGGUCAUAGAGAUGACUGA
Molecule: messenger RNA, 987 nt
Organism: Sparassis crispa
Lineage: Eukaryota; Fungi; Basidiomycota; Agaricomycetes; Polyporales; Sparassidaceae
Product: Peptidyl-prolyl cis-trans isomerase cyp11
Exons: 8
Coding region: 1-987 (328 amino acids)
Biological process (GO): protein peptidyl-prolyl isomerization
Cellular component (GO): intracellular membrane-bounded organelle
Molecular function (GO): peptidyl-prolyl cis-trans isomerase activity
Source: RefSeq, a predicted model, not a curated record